Molecule: messenger RNA, 2370 nt
Organism: Penicillium taxi
Lineage: Eukaryota; Fungi; Ascomycota; Eurotiomycetes; Eurotiales; Aspergillaceae
Product: glycoside hydrolase family 92 protein
Exons: 6
Coding region: 1-2370 (789 amino acids)
Biological process (GO): glycoprotein catabolic process; protein deglycosylation; carbohydrate metabolic process
Cellular component (GO): cytosol; nucleus
Molecular function (GO): peptide-N4-(N-acetyl-beta-glucosaminyl)asparagine amidase activity; carbohydrate binding
Source: RefSeq, a predicted model, not a curated record
AUGCGCUCACAACGCCUACUACAUUGCACAGAGGCUCUUACUGCCAUUACGGCGGUAUUUUAUGGCUCUGCUUUUGCUACCCAUGUAGACACAUUUGAUGUGCUGGACUACGUCGAUCCUUUGAUCGGCACUGCGAACGGAGGACAUGUCUUUGCUGGUGCCACACUGCCAUUUGGCAUGGUAAAGGCAGUGGCCGAUACCAGAGGCGAGAAUCAGGCUGGGUUCGCGUACGAUACUUCCCUAGUCACAGGGUUUUCGCAUAUGCAUGACUCUGGCACUGGCGGUUCUCCAUCUCUGGGAAAUUUCCCUAUAUUUGCCCAUCCUGCAUGUCCUGGUGAUGAUAUCAACCAAUGCAAAUGGCAGCAGUCAGACCGGGCUACACCUUGGAUAAGUGACUCUCCAGAGGCUCGUCCGGGCUACUUUGGCAUAAAAUUGGAAAAUGGUGUUCGUGCUGAAAUGACAACUACAAACAGAUCGGCCUUGUACAGAUUUACAUUUAAUAAUUCUUCCGCCGAUUCGCUGAGCCCGGUGAUCCUAGUGGAUAUCACGGACUUAACCCAGUCCCGAACCAAGGGAGCUGCUGUCGUCGACUCAAAUACGGGGAGACUGAGUGGAAAUGGUACUUUCAACCCCAGCUUCGGCAUUGGGUCUUAUGACCUCAACUUUUGCGUCGAUUUCAAGGGAGUCGUACUCCGAGAUUCAGGUGUUUGGUCGAAGAACCAAGCCAAUUUUAGCAGUGAUGUUGUUAGUGUCGAUGGGUCAAAUUCGGCCGCAUCACUCUCUUCUGGAACCUUUGCACGAUUCCAUUCUCCCGAGAACAAUACUGUAUUAGCUCGUGUCGGUGUGAGCUUCAUAAGUGUUAGCCAAGCAUGUGAGAAUGCAGAGAAGGAACAGCCGGACUUUGACUUUGAUGGCACAGUUACUGCAGCUGAGAAGGCUUGGAGAGAGAAACUUAACGUUAUCUCUGUGGACUCUGAUGGUGUCUCGACUGACUUGCAAACAACUUUCUGGAGCGGAGCAUACCGGGCCUUGAUUAGCCCUCAGGACUAUACGGGCGAAAAUCCUCUCUGGAAGAGCGACGAACCGUACUAUGACAGCUACUACUGCAUUUGGGACUCCUACCGCAGUAUCCAUCCAUUGUUGACACUGUUAGAUCCCCUAUCUCAGUCUCUUAUGGUGCGGAGUCUUGUUGACAUCUACCGCCAUGAAGGCUACUUGCCAGACUGCCGAAUGUCACUAUGUAAGGGCUACACCCAAGGAGGCUCCAAUGCAGAUGUCGUCAUUGCAGAUGCCUACCUCAAAAAAGUCACUGAUAUCGACUGGGCUACAGCCUACGAAGCUGUUGUGAAAGAUGCUGAAGUUGAGCCUCACAAUUGGGACGUUGAAGGUCGAGGUGGUCUCCGCAGUUGGAAAAGCCUUGGGUAUAUUCCAACUGACGACUACGACCCAGAUGGAAGGGGAACCCACACGCGCAGCAUAUCCAGAACGGUGGAGUAUGCUUACAAUGAUUUUUGCAUUGCUGAGAUGGCACUGGGAAUGGGAAACCAUGACGACUAUACUAAAUACGCGAAGCGCUCUGAGAACUGGGCAAGUAUGUUCAAGGCAGAUCAGACGUCAAGUAUCCAGGGAACCGAUACCAAUUUUACGGGAUUUUUGCAGCCUCGCUAUACAAACGGGUCUUGGGGUUAUCAAGAUCCCUCCUUUUGUAGCCCGCUGUUGAACUUCACUUCUUGCUAUCUCAACUCAAAUGGCCACGAGACGUAUGAGGGAAGCGCUUGGCUGUAUACCUUUUACGCCCCACACGACAUGGGUGGCUUGAUCAAAACCCUCGGUGGUCCUGAGCUAUUCACAUCCCGGCUUACAUUUCUUCAUGAGUCUGGCCUACUAUACGUCGGCGAUGAGCAGGCAUUUCUGACCGUGUAUCAAUUCCACUAUUCAGGACGUCCCGCUCUAUCCGCCAAGUACAAUCACUUUUACAUCCCGUCUCAGUUCAACACAACCAUUGCAGGGAUCGCCGGAAAUGACGAUAGUGGUGCGAUGGGAUCAUUCGUUGUUCUGAGUAUGAUGGGACUUUGGCCAGUGCCAGGUCAGAAUGUAUAUCUGAUCACCCCGCCAUAUUUUAAGACAAUCAGUAUUCUAAACAGUCCCACGGGCAAUGUUGCAACAAUCCGAAAUGUCAACUUCGACCCCAGCUACAAGGCGAUUUACAUUCAGAGCGCCAAGUUGAAUGGUGAGACGUGGACCAAAAAUUGGAUCACUCAUGACUUCUUCACGGAGGGUGGUGUUCUGGAGCUAGAGUUGGGAGAAGAGGAGAGUGAAUGGGGGACUCAUGUGGAGGACUUGCCUCCUAGUAUGAGUGAUUACCAAUGA